CUAUAUAUAAACAUAGAGGGAAAACCAACUUACUCACAACCCUUCUAUUUCUCCCCCACAACAAAAACAAAAACAAAAAAAAACAAAAAAAUGCAAGACUACGAUUUCGAACAGGGACUGGUCUGUCCCAGCUUCAACAGCUACUCCUCCGACAAACUUGCAGACGUCGCAGCCAAAGUCUGCCAAGAGUUCGACAACCUCAAUUUGCUCGACAAAUCCAAUUACUCCGCUGAACAGAAAGAACACGAUGAUCAUAGAAACGACGACGUCGACGACGACUUCGAGUUCGUCUCGUUUCAAAGUUCCGGAAGCCAGGUAUUCUUUGACGACAACCAGAUCGGUCCCGUUUUCCCCGUAUUCAACCGCGACCUUCUGCUUGACAGAAGUCAACGAGAUCUCGCGGCCGCCCCUAAUAAUAAGGAGGUUGUCGAGGAGGAGGAGGAUGAAGACGAUGCUGCUGCUCUGCCGUCAUCGUCGUCCUCCGACGUGGACGAACUGGACUCGGUCCCACAGGGGACGUACUGCGUUUGGAUGCCGAAAUCAGUGGUGGCACAAGACGCUCGCGGGAAGUGCAAGAUUAAGAGCAAGUCGACCGGAACGUCGUCGUCCAGGCGGUGGAGCAUAAAGGAUUUGCUGCGGCGGAGCAACAGCGAAAGCGGUAGCAAGGACUCGUUUGUGUUCUUGACCCCUUUGUCAUCGAGCUCCAAAAAGGCAGCAGAAGAAGAACCCAAGGAAAUUAAGAAGAGCUCCGGGUCCGGGUCCGGGCCUGGAUCGGGAGGCGGGCCGAACAAGCCCAAAGGGUCGAAGGCUGUGUCGAUGGCGCACGAGGCGUUCUACGUGAGGAACAAGACGGUGGCCAAGGACGGGUAUAACAAGAGACGGUCUUAUCUUCCGUACAGGCAAGACCUCGUUGGGUUCUUUGCUAGCGUCAACGCCAUGAGUAGGACCUUCCCUGCUCUCUGAUUAGCAGGUGCAGGUUCCUAAUCAUAGUUUUGUCCUCACUAUAAGCUUAAUUAUAGUUUUGUUUUUUUCUUCAAGCAUAUCUAAGUUAUAGAUUUAGACGGCUUAUGCUUAUUUUGGACCUAAUUUACUUCCCGUACAUGUACAGGUUAGUGUAUUGAAAAGUUUGAGUAAGUUAAUUGUUUGUUCAGAUCAAUUAUGGGUUGUAUUUUAUUUUGGCAUGAAUUUAGUCUUUUUGGCUUGC
Molecule: messenger RNA, 1204 nt
Organism: Prunus dulcis (almond)
Lineage: Eukaryota; Viridiplantae; Streptophyta; Magnoliopsida; Rosales; Rosaceae
Exons: 1
Coding region: 91-963 (290 amino acids)
Source: RefSeq, a predicted model, not a curated record